UGUCAAUGUUAUAAAUUCCGUCGUCAAGUAGAUUCUUCACCACAACAAACAGCCCUAUCGGUUGCUAAGAAAUAGACAUGCAGUUGCUAGUGCAGGCUUUCAUCACAUUGCAACGGCAGUGCAUUGUCUGUACAAUAGUCAACAAAAUCCCUUCAUAUGAAUGGACUACAGAAAGAGAUCUGAGGAUCGUAAACCAAGCAGGGGUCACAUAAAUCAAGAUAAAACACCGGACGACAGUUUCAACAUUGAAUCCCCGAACCCUCGGGGCAAUCGUGAAGAAAUACGAGGGUCUAAAUCGAGAUCGACAAACAGGAAAUUGCCGCGACACGUUAGGAGCUUGCGAAAUGACAGUGAUAGUGAGGAAGAUAAUAACAAGACUGCGAUCUCCAACUACAUCAGAGGAGGCUCAACUGAUCCAGAGAGAUCAGACGAAAAUCCGCCCGAUCGUUCUGAUCUCGCAGGCGAAAUCGAGGAGAGGUAUGAAACUCCAUCGAACCAGGGCAAACGCCGAAAAUCGAAAAGACGAGUGCACAGAGAAGAAAAAAGUAUUUCGAAGGCUGGGGAAAGCCAUGAAGAGAACCCUGAUGAGGAUAGGGAUACUUUGAAGUCAAUGAGAACGUCGAGGAAUCAAACUGAUAGCAGUGCCAGUGCUGGUAGUAAGAAGAAGAGGAGGCGAAAAAUUCGUAGCAAAGAUGAUUCCACUGAUGUUAGAGAUGAAUUGCCGAUUACAGAGAUACUGAGGAAAUCUCAGGAGAAUGCACGUCUCCAGUAUGAAGAAUCAGCGCCUCUUCCACAGUUAACUACAGAUACGAUUUAUGUGCAAGGAAGAAAUGGCUUCAGUGCAGUCAAGAUUCCUGGAGAUCGUAUUGCCCGAGGUCGACGGGAUCCUGAUACUGGGGGAGCUAUUACACAUCCGAUAAAAGUCGCGAUAUUGGCGCAAAAGGCAUGGCGGAACGCAGGGCUAAUUUAUCAAGGUCUUCUCGCUGGAAUGGCACUUAUGCACUUUCUUUUCAUGCACACGCUUUCGGAAUUGUUCCGCGAAUCCGUCAUCGAUUAUUCCAUAAUAGGGGAAAUUUAUACGAAUUUGUUUUCGUUUCUCGUUGCCAUGAGUAUUGUCUCCGCAUUUGAUAAGUUUGAUCUGGCGCGUAUGGAGUGGGAUCACUUCCGAGAAAUCUAUAUAAAUCAUUGCAAACCAUUUUUAGCGAUUCCCUUGUAUAUUACAGUCUUCUGUCUACAUCAAGUGACUCUGAAGUUUGACGACAAACUAACAUUAUUGCAUUAUCGAAUGAGCAACGACACGGGAAUGGUCGAGGAAAAUAGCACAGUAAUCAUCACUUCCGAUGAAUUAAUCACCUGGAAAACGAUAAUCCUUGCGAAGGACGCAUUAGCUGUUGUAGCUUGGAUAUUCAUAGCCCUCGGUCCACAGAAAGACAUGCUCCUAGUCCAUCUCCAGGCUCUCCAGAAAUACGCUUAUAAUUAGAAAGUAUUUAGGAAGAAUAAAAAUGAAUGAAUAAAUAAAUAGUAAAACGUGAACAUGAUCAGUUAUUAUUCAUCGUCCAAAAAUGCAUUUAUCACGUAAUGCACAGUACAAUCAACUAUGAUACAAAAGACAUUAACAGUCAUUUUAAUUGGAAAGAAUAGGAGGUACGGUACGGAGGUAUGGAUUUACGUGAUUAUAAUAUUCGUAUUGAGUAUUCAUGAUGAAUUCUGGUGUGAUUUUUAAUUGUUCGUCAAUCCAAGAGAUCAAUUUACGUCAUGACGAUGUCGUUAUUCAUGUGGUAAUUUAUCUCAUUUAUGAUUACUGGUAUACCUACCUCAAAAAGUAGUAAAACGAGGUGAACAAUUGUACAAAACGAAAAAAACUUUGUAAAUUCGUAUAUUUAGCUGAUAAGAAAUCCAAAUAAAAGAACGAGUGCUUCAUAUAAA
Messenger RNA from Fopius arisanus, 1926 nucleotides. RefSeq lists its product as uncharacterized. Lineage: Eukaryota; Metazoa; Arthropoda; Insecta; Hymenoptera; Braconidae. Gene Ontology annotation, cellular component: ciliary transition zone. Gene Ontology annotation, biological process: cilium assembly. The transcript has 5 exons. The record is from RefSeq and is a predicted model, not a curated record. Bases 161 to 1480 code for a protein of 439 amino acids.